UGUUAGGUUAGGUUUAUGUGCCGAAGAAAGUAAUUAUUAUGCUCUUAUCAUAAAUUAAUUUUGUAUUAAGUUCAAUUAAGUUAUACACCUUAAGAUAAUUUCACAAAGAUGAGGUUGAGUGUGGAUGGUUUAAUUGUUUAUUUUCCAUAUGAAUACAUAUAUCCAGAGCAGUAUUCAUACAUGUGCGAAUUAAAAAGGGCUCUAGAUGCUAAAGGACACUGCUUAUUGGAAAUGCCCUCAGGGACUGGUAAAACUACAACAUUGCUUUCUUUAGUUGUAGCUUACAUGUUGGAACAUCCUCAUGAUGUUAGAAAGCUUAUUUACUGUUCUCGUACUGUGCCAGAAAUAGAAAAAGUUAUUGAAGAAUUGAAAAAGCUUUUUGAAUACUAUGAAAAACUAGACUCUAUUUAUCCAAGGCUGAUUGGCCUUGUGUUGAGUUCAAGAAAGAAUAUGUGUGUGCAUCCACAGGUGAGUAAGGAAAGAGAAGGAAAAAUUGUAGAUAGCAAGUGUCAUGCACUAACAGCAAGUUAUGUUCGUGAAAGACACAACUAUGAUGAGACUACCCCGAUUUGUCAGUAUUAUGAGGGUUUUGAUAUGGAUGGAAAAGAAAAUAAUAUUCCCUAUGGAGUAUACAGCAUUGAUGAUCUUAAGCAGUAUGGCAAGGACAGAAAUUGGUGCCCUUAUUUUUUAGCAAGAUUUGCUAUAAUUCAUGCUAAUAUUGUUGUAUACAGUUACCACUAUUUACUCGAUCCAAAAAUUGCUGAUGUUGUUUCCAAAGAACUUUGUAAAGAAGCAGUUGUGAUUUUUGAUGAAGCUCACAAUAUUGACAAUGUUUGUAUAGAUUCUAUGAGUGUAAAAAUUAAUCGACGAAUAAUAGAAGGUUCCACUGCAAACCUUGGACUUUUAGAAAAAACUGUUGCUGAGAUGCGGGAAGAUGAUGUUAAAAGGUUACAAGAAGAGUAUCAAAGACUUGUAGAUGGCUUGAGAGAUGCCAGUGUAGCACGAGAAACUGAUGUGAUAUUAGCUAAUCCGAUUUUACCCGAUGAAAUACUAAGUGACGUUGUUCCUGGUAACAUUCGAAACGCGGAACAUUUCUUAAGUUUUCUCAGGCGAUUCGUUGAGUAUUUAAAGACUCGUCUUCGAGUGCAACACGUUGUCCAAGAAUCACCAGCUGCAUUUUUGAAAGACGUUCAACUUAAAGUCUGUAUAGAACGUAAACCGUUGAGAUUUUGUGCUGAACGUUUAGCAUCCCUUUUGAAAACGUUGGAAAUUUCAGACUUGACAAAUUUCGGUCCUUUAGUGCUCGUUACUCACUUAGCAACCCUUGUUUCAACUUACACAAAGGGUUUUACCAUAAUCGUAGAACCAUUCGAAGAUAAAGCGCCCACAGUUUCGAACCCCAUACUUCAUUUUUCCUGCUUGGAUUCCUCCAUUGCCAUAAAACCCGUGUUUGAUCGGUUUCAAACAGUUGUAAUAACUUCGGGAACGCUGUCACCAAUGGAUAUGUACCCGAAAAUUUUGAAUUUCCAUCCAGUUAUUAUGUCUUCCUUUACAAUGACAUUAGCUCGGCCAUGUUUACUACCAAUGAUCGUUUCAAAAGGUAAUGAUCAGGUGGCAAUUUCUUCAAAAUUUGAGACUAGAGAAGAUAUUGCUGUGAUAAGAAAUUACGGACAACUUCUUGUUGAGGUAGCUGCCAAUGUGCCUGAUGGUAUUGUAUGCUUUUUCACAUCGUAUUUAUAUUUGGAAGCAGUCGUGGCCAGUUGGUAUGAUCAAGGGGUGAUAGAUAGCCUGCAAAGGUACAAACUGCUUUUCAUAGAAACACAAGAUUCUGCUGAGACAAGUUUUGCAUUAAUGUACUACAUAAAGGCAUGUGAAUCUGGACGAGGGGCGGUGUUGUUGUCAGUAGCAAGAGGUAAAGUGUCAGAAGGAGUUGAUUUUGAUCACCAUCUCGGUAGAGCGGUACUUAUGUUUGGUAUUCCGUAUGUGUAUACUCAAUCAAGGAGGCUAAAGGCUCGACUGGAUUACUUAAGAGACCAAUUUCAGAUUCGUGAAAAUGAUUUCUUAACUUUUGAUGCAAUGAGACAUGCAGCGCAAUGUGUCGGACGAGCCAUUAGGGGAAAAACUGAUUAUGGUAUAAUGAUAUUUGCGGAUAAACGUUUUGCAAGAGCAGAUAAAAGAUCCAAGCUCCCUAAAUGGAUACAGGAACAUUUAAAAGAUUCUUUAUGUAAUUUAUCAACAGAAGAAGCAAUUCAGAUAUUAAAGCGAUGGUUAAGACAAAUGGCACAACCGUUUACAAGGGAAGAUCAGUUGGGUGUUUCGUUGCUAACGUUGGAGCAACUAGAGAAAUUAGAAUCGAGCAAGUCUGUAAAACAAUCAUAAUAAUUUUUCAUACAUUUUUGAUACACAACCUACUGUUAGAUCCUUAUUAAUAAUAAAGUUUAGAAAUAAAAACCUUUUCAUUCAAUUAAAAUUUUGGAAAUAUUAGUGAUAUGUAUUUCACUUGACUAAAGUUGCAGAAGCUGAAAUAAUAUAAAGAA
Agrilus planipennis (emerald ash borer) is the source of this 2537-nucleotide messenger RNA. It is a transcript of the gene Xpd, whose product is annotated as general transcription and DNA repair factor IIH helicase subunit XPD. The record is from RefSeq and is a predicted model, not a curated record. Gene Ontology annotation, biological process: nucleotide-excision repair; positive regulation of mitotic recombination; transcription by RNA polymerase II. Gene Ontology annotation, molecular function: DNA helicase activity; damaged DNA binding; ATP binding. The transcript has 13 exons. Lineage: Eukaryota; Metazoa; Arthropoda; Insecta; Coleoptera; Buprestidae. Gene Ontology annotation, cellular component: nucleus. The coding region runs from base 109 to 2379 and encodes 756 amino acids.